UUGAGGAAUUUCCGAUAACCAGUAAAUUUCCGGAGAGCUAAGCUAAUGGGGGAACAUCAAAUCCAACACCCCUUUUCUCUUCCACCUCCGCCGCUGCCGCCUCUUCCUCCGCCCGCUUCACCACGCGACGACUCCGCUCCGCCGGAACCAUCAUCUCUGGACGAUCCUUCACCUCCUUCCGCCCCUCCUUUCGAUCCUAGCCGAAUGAUUGGGAUCAUCAAAAGGAAGGCUAUGAUCAAAGAAUUGGCAGCUGCAUAUCAUGCUGAGUGCCUCACGCAUUGCCAAGAACUGUUGGAACUACAGAAAAAAAACGAAGAGCCCUUUAUUGACACAAAACUUCCGGAGGAGCCAAGGAAAGAAGCGCUAAGACCUGCCAAACGCGUCAAGAAGUCCCGCUAGGGGCAUCGUGAUCUCUUGCAAAAAGCCGUGCUUAGUUCUUCAAGAAGUUGUGUGCUGAACACAACAUCAAAAUUUAGUUUCUCUUCCUAAUUUGUGAUUUAAAUAGAAAAGCAUACUCUUUUUAUUUAUACCAUAUUAUUUUUUCGGUCCAUAAUCAACACUCUUUUUUUUUCUGUUUGAUUUGUUCACAAAACGUUAGUCUCUUUCUAUUUUCAGUAAUAAGGAGUACCAUUUCCCGAUCUUCAA
Messenger RNA from Salvia splendens (bonfire salvia), 645 nucleotides. RefSeq lists its product as uncharacterized. The transcript has 4 exons. Bases 46 to 399 code for a protein of 117 amino acids. The record is from RefSeq and is a predicted model, not a curated record. Lineage: Eukaryota; Viridiplantae; Streptophyta; Magnoliopsida; Lamiales; Lamiaceae.